Molecule: messenger RNA, 1847 nt
Organism: Danaus plexippus (monarch butterfly)
Lineage: Eukaryota; Metazoa; Arthropoda; Insecta; Lepidoptera; Nymphalidae
Exons: 7
Coding region: 300-1091 (263 amino acids)
Molecular function (GO): N-acetyltransferase activity
Source: RefSeq, a predicted model, not a curated record
UGUAAGAAAAUGGGACUCUUCAUGUCCGCGGGUCUAUGUCAGUUGGCACAGCAUUGGUACCAAGUGGUCGAUACAAGACGUCCCUCCGGAAGACGAUGAAACAGCCCUGCAGCUUCUGAGGAACUACCUCAUUCCUGAUGAACCCCUUGGUUCUAUGAGCAAGUUCAUCGAUGAUCCGGUGAGCUUAAAAUGCAUAACUGAUAUCUGGCGUGAAUGUUUAAAGCAGAGAAUGACACUCACUUGUUACAUUGAGGAAGAAAGUGAAAAAGCUUUAGUAGCACUAAAUGUUUGUGUUGUAGAUGACAUUGCACAACGGUUUCGCACUAUCAAGGUUGAAGGUGAGGCCUGGAAAAAUGUGUUCUCUGCGAUGGAGUACGUGCGGCAUAAAAAUGGGUUUUGUAAGAAAAUGGGACUCAACAUGUCCUCAAGUUUAUGACAGUUGGCAAAGCAACGGUGCGAAGUGGGUGAUACAGGAUCUCCCACCAGAAGACGACGAAACAGCUCUGCAGCUUCUGAGGGAAAAUCUUAUUCCUGAUGAAACCCUCUGUGCUCUCAGCAAUCUUAAAGAUGACCCAGAAAGCUUUCGGUCCAUAUCUGAUUUCUGGCUUGCUUGUUUUGCUCAGAGAAUGAGCCUCGCUUGUUACACGGAAAAAGAAGGAAAGAGAACCUUGGUAGCGAUAAAUGUUUGUGUUGUUGAUACAAUUGGAGACAGCGUUCCGAAAAUCGAGAUUGAAGGAGAAGCCUGGAAAAAUGUUUUCAACGCUUUGGAGUAUAUAGAGCACAAAUGUGACCCGUUUAAAUAUUUUGGCUACGAUAUUCUACUUCAUGCACUCGGCCUGGUGGUGAAGAAAGAGUACAGAGGUGAAAAGUUGGGAAGCAGAAUGUUAUCAGCGAGGGAACCCUUGAGUCGUCCACACGGUAUAAAAGCAACGUCUACAGUAUUCACCGGUCCAGCAUCACAAAUAUCAGCAGCUCGAAGCGGAUUCAAAUCAAUAUGUGAAGUUUCUCUUAAAGAACUCGCCGAUAACGGUUUGAAAUACCCUCCAGAUGAGAACAGGUCCAUAAAACUGAUGGUCAAGAGCUUUGCUUGAUACAUUAAAUACUAUCAAAUAAAAACUUAUUUAAAUGAGACAAACGUGAUUAAGGUAUAAAUAGAAUUUGGUAUUCAAUAUCAAGGCUAGUCUAAACCAAACUAGUGUAUGACGCUAGACGUUUCAUAGUACAAAAACACUUAUUCAUUAUUAUUUUUUACGUUGAAUGACUUGUCAUCUAACAAUUUAUUAUUUUCUAUUGCAACAUUGUUUAAGGAUGUGAAUACAUAUAUAACAUAUAUUAAUUUUUUAUUAAAAAUCUCGUUGUCAUAACCAUCAAUUCUUUUUAAAUAAUAUAUUUUAACAAAGGGUACUAAGUCAUUUAAAACUCACUAUUAGCUACAUAAAUAAGUAGGGAACGAGUAAGAGAAUAUGGUAAUCAAAGUUUAAAAGUCAAAGAGCAUCAAUUAUCAGACGAUGUGACGUACAGACAAUGAAGGUCACUACGCUUAGUACAAAUCUGCAUCGCUUCUUAUCCAACAUCCUGCUGUAAUCUAUCAAUAAAAAAACUCUUAACGCUCGGUAUGUAGUGUGACAAUGCUAGCCUGGCGUAAAUAUACAGACGCAAGGUGAAUGUCUAGUUAAGCUUUGAUGAUCUGAAACUAUUUUUAAAAUAAGAUUAUGCCCUUAUCAAUAUCGUAUAAAUCACUUUUAUCACAUGUUUGUUAUCAUUUAAGUUAGUUUUACUAAUUAUAUGUAAUGAAGGCACCACUCGAGGCUUAUACGCUCGUAAAGAAUGAACAAUUUUAAAAUUUA